AGAAGAUGAAGGGUCCUUCACAACACGACGUAUCGUUUUGGAACCGGAAGUCAAACUGCUGUUUGCAUCCAUAUGAACCGAACGCUCUCCGUUUAUGCUUGUUCAUUUUAAGUGGAAAGAUGCUGUCUAUUUUCAAGUCCAUUCCCACACACAUGGAUUAUAAAGGCCAGAAGCUGGCUGAACAGAUUUUCCAGGGAAUAAUACUCAUCUCAGCGGUGAUUGGAUUCGUGUAUGGUCUGAUCAUUGAACAGUUUGGGUGGACAGUGUACAUAGUGUUGGCUGGUUUUGCUGUGUCCUGUGUGCUGACCCUGCCUCCAUGGCCUAUGUUCAGACAGAAUCCUCUGUCCUGGCAGCCAGUUAUACCAGAGACCAGUGGGGAGUCCAGCCAAAAACCUCAGGAAAGUCUCAAGAAGAAGAAGCACAAGUAACUCAGAGCUAUCCCUGCCCGGCUGUUAAUACAUCCUUUUUAUAUUGGAAAUUACUUACUUCUUAUUACUAGAAUUUUUUGUCUGACAGUUCACAUUCAAAGCAUUUGGGAAGAAAAUGUUGUUAGUGUUUAUCAGUCAAUAAUGAAAUACUUACAUGUCCAAAUAAUAAACAUCUGAUACUGCCUAUGUUUUA
This is a messenger RNA of Siniperca chuatsi (mandarin fish), 621 nucleotides long. RefSeq names its product signal peptidase complex subunit 1 (gene spcs1). Gene Ontology annotation, cellular component: endoplasmic reticulum membrane; signal peptidase complex. The transcript has 4 exons. The coding region runs from base 6 to 428 and encodes 140 amino acids. Gene Ontology annotation, biological process: protein targeting to ER. Lineage: Eukaryota; Metazoa; Chordata; Actinopteri; Centrarchiformes; Sinipercidae. The record is from RefSeq and is a predicted model, not a curated record.